Sinocyclocheilus grahami is the source of this 1930-nucleotide messenger RNA. It is a transcript of the gene txnipa, whose product is annotated as thioredoxin interacting protein a. The record is from RefSeq and is a predicted model, not a curated record. Gene Ontology annotation, molecular function: ubiquitin protein ligase binding. Gene Ontology annotation, cellular component: cytoplasm. The coding region runs from base 62 to 871 and encodes 269 amino acids. Gene Ontology annotation, biological process: protein transport. Lineage: Eukaryota; Metazoa; Chordata; Actinopteri; Cypriniformes; Cyprinidae. The transcript has 4 exons.
CACACUGGUGUCUUCCUACAAGGGCAAGUUUGGGUACGUUCAAUACUUCGUGAAGGCUCUGAUGGAAAGACUUGCUCAGCCCGCCGUGGAGUGCAAGAAGCACUUUGAGGUUGAGGAGCCCUUGGAUGUCAACACUCCAGACUUGCUGUCCCCUACUGGAGGCAUGAAGGAGAAGAAGGUCACCUGCAUGUUCAUCCCAGACGGCCAGGUUUCUCUGAACGCCAAAAUCGACAGGCGUGGCUUCUGCGAAGGUGAAGAGAUCUGCAUCGAUGCCAAAUUUGAGAACACCUGCUCUCGCAUCGUGGUACCCAAAGCAGCCAUCAUUGCCAAGCAAACCUACCAGGCCAACGGGCGCACCAAGGUCUUCAGGCAAAAACUCUCCUCAGUACGUGGCAACCACAUCAUCUCCGGCAUGUGCGACGCCUGGCAGGGCAAGAGCAUCCGUGUGCCCAAGAUCAAGCCCUCCAUUUUGGGUUGCGUCAUCAUUCAGGUGGAAUAUGCGCUCAUGAUUUACAUGCACAUCCCUGGCAGUGAUAAGUUGGUUCUGGAGCUGCCCUUAGUCAUUGGGACGGUUCCCUACAAUGGUUUUGGUAGCCGCACCAACAGCAUGAGCAGCCAGGAUGGUUCUGUCAGCAAUGCAUCGAAUAGUUGGGUGUCCCUGCGGAUGCCGUCGUCUGCCCCACCAAGCUACUGUGACGUUACACGCAACUGCAGCCUGGACCAACCUCUCACACCUCUGUUGGAUGACUAUGAUGGCGGAGACAGUCCCAUCUUCAUGAACGCACCCCAGUUCCAGUUCCCCCCACUCCCUGCUUAUUCUGAGGUGGACGAGGAAUACAACGGCAACGCCCGCAUGCUUCCUGUCUGCUGAACCAAGCUGGCAGAGCACUAGAACUGAACUGUUGCCCAUCAUAGAUGGGUUUCUUUUCCACUCUAAGCACUUCAGCCUUUCACCAUGUGGAUCAGAGCUGGUUUGAGAAGUGUCGUAUGGAUGUGUGAAAGUAAAGAUGAAGCGGAGGAUUCUGGGGCCCGACUGGCCCCUCUUGCAGGAUGAGCUAGUCGAAGUUCAGAGGAAGAAGGAGUGAAGUCUGAGCUCUCUUGUGCCUGCAUUGCUGACAGCCACCUCAUAUCAUGCAUCACUCAAGUUAAACGUGUUUCUGUCAUAUUAUUGAUGCUGUUUCGGGGGCCUGAAAGAGCGCACACAGGCUGUUUGGCGUGCUGUAUUUCAUUGUGUUUGAGCUGCUCUUUCUUGAUUUGAGAACUGCUGAGGUGCAAACUGAUUGUGCCGCAUUAUAGCCAUUUAAGCACACACAAACUUUCCCAAUUUGUGGUCAUGUACUUUCCUUUAGUCCCCAGUAUAACAUUAGCAUUUAGCUCAUCAUUUUCGAUAUCAUUCCGUUUUUUUUUUUUUCCUGUGGGGUAGAAAGAUUUAAUUUGUGGAAGCAUUCUUCAACACAUUUGUUUGAUUUUAUGCUGGUCGUGAGGUUAAGUUAAUGUGCUCUCCAGAGAUAUAUUAUUCUAUGUUACUGAAACGUAAAGAAGAAAUGUAGAAUAUAAAAUUUUUCAUCAAGGGAAAAUCAUGCAGUGUCAGUAUAUAUAAUGUACCAGUGUUGAGGCUGUUUUGUUUUUCAUUUGAAUGCACUUUUUAUGGAUGGUAGUUGCUGUAUAACUACUCGCAGGGAGAUUUCCUAUGUUUUCAUUUUGUUUUUCUCUUGUCUUCCAAAAUGGUUUAUUGAGGGAUCAAGCGUUGCAUGUGCAAUUCAAGACUCUGUACUGUAAUGCGUUCAAAACCUUGUCCUAACAAAGGGCUCCACUGAUGUUGCUUCUUCCACUGUGGACUUGAACAUUAGGCCAAAAAAGAACUUAAUACUUCAAGUGCCAAAAUUGGGGUCUUUUUGGAGCCCCGACCACGUUCAUUUGCGAGACCAGA